Molecule: messenger RNA, 648 nt
Organism: Coniophora puteana RWD-64-598 SS2
Lineage: Eukaryota; Fungi; Basidiomycota; Agaricomycetes; Boletales; Coniophoraceae
Exons: 3
Coding region: 1-648 (215 amino acids)
Source: RefSeq, a predicted model, not a curated record
AUGCAUUUAUACUCUGUUUUCCUGAAUGGUACCAACGAAGACGGCUUGCUCGUGCAGGACUUCUGGACAGACACGAUCUUGAAUAAGAUAUGGGGGCCUUUCCUUUGGGACGACAUAUCGUAUCCAUCUCCACCACUCGACAUCGACGAGACAGAGUCAAGGACCUCAAGCGUAUUGCCAAUACGUACUCGGCAUCACUCGCAAUGUAGCCCGUCUACCUCACGAAGUGGUCCACGCGGCAACAUCCGCGGGGUACAGGGGGAUCAGCCACCUAACUCUAGAUCGGUUGACAUGCCUUACAACCAGACGCCUCACUGCGCCCAGGACGACUUCCAGACUUCCAACGCGUCAUGCACGAGCAACGAUCCACCUCCCAAAUCGCUACGCCCAUACAUAUCGCCUCCAUCUCGCCGUGGUCCAGUACGUGUGCCGUUGGGUGUCCUUUACGAGGAAAUGCCAUUGUCACUUGCACCAUACCCUCGAUCAUCAAAACUUGAAAUCGUUCCCAGUGAUAACGAUCUCGUAUCCCCACUCCUCAAUAUUUUUCCUGAAGGAGAGUCGUUUCUUCUGCUGGACGACGAAAUGGACUAUAUGGAAGAUAGACUUAGCCCUCUGCCCAAGGAGGCUUCGGGCUUGCUUCAGCUCUGA